AUAAAAGCUCUAACGAUCGACUUCGAUUCAAUUAGAACGUUUUCAGCACUCUAAGCAAACAAUUUACCAAAAUGAAAUUCUUUAUUGUUUUCUUCCUCGCCUUGAUCGCUGUGGUCCUUGCCGCCGGAGGACGUGGACAAGGUGGACAGGGCCAGCAAGGAUUUGGCCAGGGAGGACAGGGCCAGCAAGGAGGUCGUGGCCAGCAAGGAUUUGGUCAGGGAGGACAGGGUCAGCAAGGAUUUGGCCAGGGAGGACAGGGCCAGCAAGGCGGUCGUGGCAAACAAGGAUUCGGCCAGGGAGGACAGGGUCAGCAAGGUGGUAGGGGACGCUACUAAAGGGUCGACUACAUAAAAAAUACAGAAAAUAAAUAAAUCUUAAA
Drosophila eugracilis is the source of this 379-nucleotide messenger RNA. Its product is annotated as mesenchyme-specific cell surface glycoprotein. The transcript is spliced from 2 exons. Lineage: Eukaryota; Metazoa; Arthropoda; Insecta; Diptera; Drosophilidae. Bases 72 to 335 code for a protein of 87 amino acids. The record is from RefSeq and is a predicted model, not a curated record.